Messenger RNA from Cladocopium goreaui, 3909 nucleotides. Lineage: Eukaryota; Dinophyceae; Suessiales; Symbiodiniaceae. The record is from the annotation of a GenBank genome assembly.
AUGGCACUGCGCUGUAUCAAACCCCUGCCUCGGUCUGAGUGGGCUUCAUGGGGGCGUAUUUGCUCACGGCCUUCCAAACCCACUUCCAGGUUGGGGUCGGUUCGGAGCCAAUUCUGGCACACAUUGGCCGGAGUUGCUGGAGCUGUUGGAGUUUGCUCGCGGCGUGGCCGGAGAUGCCCCGUGUCACCCGUGUCAGGGAAGGCUGCGCCGGGAUUUAGAGAAUUGCUGACAUUCUGGUUCGGCCCAGAGAUAUUUACUGAACGGCAGCGGCUAAAUGACAUCGACUAUCUUCGGGGUCGAAGCAAGAUGUGGUACAUGAGUGGCACAAAAUAUGACCAAACUGCCAAAGAAUUCCUGCCGCUCUUGCAGAUGUACGACCCAUCAGAUUUUUCACCAGAGGCGCUACAGGUAGAUGAAUCGGUCGAGCAGAAUCUGGCCAAGGUUGUGUUGUUUGACCAGAUUCCUCGCAAUGCCUACCGUGGCACCGCAGAAGCCUUUCGUUUUGAUGAGGCGGCAUGUGUUGUGAGUGAUGCUCUUCUGCAGAGUAGCUUUGCAAGUACUUGCUCUGCGGCUGAACUCCUAUGUGCAGUUCAGCCACUUGCCCAUGCAGAAGGCCCUGGUGAUAGUCGAAUCCAGCUUGGAAUCCGCAUCCUGCAAGAAAACAUGGGGCGCUAUCCUGAGGAGGCUUCAAAGAUGAUUUUCCAGGCGAUUUUGUCUCACUACGCGCAUGGUGCGGUCCUACGUCGCUUCGGGCGAUACCCUCAUCGCAACGUGCAGCUGGGGCGCGAGAGCACGCCUGAGGAACUCUCAUGGUUGAACGCAGCGGACUGCCCUGGAUGGGCACGAAGCCAGAUGAAGCCAGAAAAAGCCAACAAUCCUGAUGGUUCACUUCACAGCAAGUCAUUUGCUCACACCGACAAGGGCAUGUACUUCAUGGGUAUGACCCUCAUGAACUACAAGGCUGUCCAAAGACCCAGAGCCAAAGUGCUGGCGGUCAGCUACGGCCCCGUGCCCCUGAAAGAGCCGGGCGCGGGCGCGGGCUUGUUGGCACAAGACGAUUGGAUGGUUGAGGCGGCAAAGCCCAUGUGGGGCCUGCGGGGUCGAGAUGACUUGGGCAUCGUCCGCCAACUGGGAGCCAAUACGGUCAGACUCUAUGGAAACAAUCCGAACGAAAGUCAUACGAGCUUUUUGGAUGAGGCUCAUGAAAAGGGCCUGAAAGUGGUGCCCGGCAUGAGUGAUUUCCCAUAUACGCAGAUGCUUCCCGGAAGUUGUAUCGAAACAGACUUCGAUUGUUUCAAUCAGAGCCGCGAUUCAUACACAUUGAACCUUCAAACAGGAUUCCUCACGGAAUUCCAGGAGUAUCAUCCAGCACUUUCAUAUUUUAUCCUGAUCAACGAGCCAGACCUGAAGAUGCCCUCAACCACCACCACGGAACAAGGACAACCUCAACGGAUGGCCAAAGCCAUAGUCAGUGCCUUCGAUGGCUUGUUGGAAGCCGAAAAACUGGCAAAUGUCACUGGAGAUUUGAUCAACAUCACAGCGACCUUCUCCUAUGCAAUUUGCCUGGUGUGCGAUGAGUUCAGCAACUUGCCUGCCUUGGGCCAAAUGGCCACCCUGGUGGAUGCAAUGCUGAAUCCAGAGUCCUUUGGCUAUGAGCCCAAGAAUAAUAUCACGGAAGCCUUUCUGAAUCGCUGGGUGCACAGUUUCAACACCAACAACCCUGCGCGUGAUUUGAAAAGCCAGUUCUUUGAUCAUUACCCAGACUCUUUUGGCUACACCCCAGUCUUUGUGGCAGAGUACCACAGUGUGAUUUUGCAGUACCUGGACAUCACGUUGGAAGAUGACUUGGCCCACAUCAUGGAGUUGGAGAAGAACUCUGAGGUGUUCUUUGGCAUCUCCUUUUUUCAGUACCAGGUGGCGUACUGGAAAGGUGGAAGUGAGAUGGACUUUGGGCUGUUUGGCUUGGGGAACUAUCUCAUUGCAGAGAUGCUUUACUAUGGCGAGACUUUCAAAAUUUGGUGCUUGGAACCUCAAGUCUCCCACUCCACACCAGGGUCAAGCUUGCCCCAGGUUCUGACCGGGGCCUUUGCAGGUCCUGGAAUAGACUAUGAAUAUCUUUGCCAGCCUAAUCCACAUGUGGUGUCUCUUUCCCAAGAUGGUUUUGGAGCCAUCGCUUCCCAGGGUCCUGAGCGUCUGGCCAUUUUCAUCAAGCGAGUGGUCGAGCAUCUUGGGGCAGAAGUCGUUGAUCAGAGUGGCCUCAAGUCUUUUGCUGCGCAAUUUCUGACCGAUUCUGGAAAGACCUGGGGGGAUCUUGUCACGGCAAUCUCUUUUAAGCCUUUCUGGACAAGUUUCAGCUCCGACGCUGCCUGUGUGGCCGACCGCACAGCGGAUGCUCAACAGGUAGGUGCAGCGAUAUCUUGGCUGUGUGGCCAAGAGUUACCUUCAGGGCUCACAUGCAACGUGCCAAAGUCAUGCACAGAGGAUGCGUUCACAACAGCAGAUUGGCUGUUCAGCCGUUGGUACAAGAAACAGGUCGACAGGGACCCUUUGCAAGACUGCAACUUUGGGGGCGCGGCCAUCUUUGCCAGUCCGGCAGUCAGAUCUUUCUCGGCCUGUGUGGUGAGAACGCAUCCACAAAAGCUGCGUUGGUCACAAGGCUGCGCCGUGCUGCGACUGAAGGUUUUUCUGCCUGAGAUCCGUGGAGCACAAGACCUGGAGGCCGCGUGGAUUUUUUUCUCAGGACGUUGCCAUGGAAGCAAAGCUGCGCCCAUUGGUGUUGGGCGCCUAGAUGUCUUUGGCAGGCAUCUCAGACAAAGUCCUGCCUCAGGAGAAGAGCUGAGCCUGGUGAAGGCGGCGAAAGCCCAAGAUGUGGCAAAGUGUGAAGAGGCCCUGGCGAAGGGCGCAGAUGUCCAUGCGAGAGAUCAGUUUGGAUACACGGCACUUCACUGGGCGGCAAAUCACGGGCUACUGGAACUCUGCAAACUGCUAAGAGAGAAGGGUGCCGAAAUUGAUCCCCGCUCGAAUUGGGAUGAGACUCCUCUGAUCAUGGCAGCACGAUCCCAGAAGUCCCUGCCGACCUGUGACUUCUUGGUGAGCGAAGGAGCUGAUAUGCAGGCGAAGACCAACUAUAGUAAAGGUGCUCGGACUUUCGGCCAAAAAAGCUCCGAGGGAGGUGCGGGGCUGGGGGAACAGGUCCAUCUCCACUGCGACAAAAAGUCUCGUUCUGCGGAGUGGAAAAAGGGCUGCAAUCAUGCCAUGCGGUUGGAGAUGGAGCAUUCUGUUCAUUUUUUUGGGGACAACAAGAUUCUCAGUUUCGCUUUGCUGAUUCUCUGGGUCCAGACAGCCUGGGUUGGUGACCGAGAGCUGGAAGAGUGGCCAGGUACUGUCGGCAACACGGACCCUAUCGUGGAAGGGACCUUUGACCGAAAGGUGGAUCCACAUGGUGAGAACUACUCCUGGUUUCUGGUGCCUGAUGAAGAUAUCUUGGAGAUGACCCUGGACAAGGACUCUUCGGAGGUGUACCAGACCUACAGCUAUGGCACCUUGCUGUGGCCGCGGCUGUUCAAUGAUGACAUUCCUCUAGGAGAAGGUCUUUUCGAAGCAGACCUUACGGAUUUGUCCGGGACCCUUUGUGAAAGAAGCAGCGAGUUGAUGGCAUUUGUUGUGCUGAGAGCAUCCACAGAGCUCAUCUUUGCGAAAAACAGAAUCCAAUGUGAGGGCAGAAAAAAGAUUAACGGUUGGUCUGUGACGAUUUUUGGUUAUUUUUGCGUUCAACACUUGAGCAGGACUCCCCUGCACCAGCUGGAAAUGGCUGCAGUUCAAGGUUGUUUUUUCUUUCAAGGCCUCAGCACUUGUUGGAGAAGUUCCAGACAGAUCAGGCUAUGGCGGCCGGAUGGAGCGUCAUUUUGA